Molecule: messenger RNA, 471 nt
Organism: Trichechus manatus latirostris (Florida manatee)
Lineage: Eukaryota; Metazoa; Chordata; Mammalia; Sirenia; Trichechidae
Gene: C1QTNF7
Product: C1q and TNF related 7
Exons: 3
Coding region: 16-471 (151 amino acids)
Source: RefSeq, a predicted model, not a curated record
CUUUCAGCGCCAAGGAUGUUUGUCUUGCUCUAUGUUACAAGUUUUGCCAUUUGUGCAAUUGGACAACCUUGGGGUAAUCAGUUCAAAGGAGAAAGCUACUCCCCAAGAUAUAUCUGUAGCAUCCCUGGUUUACCUGGACCUCCAGGCCCCCCUGGAGCAAAUGGUUCCCCUGGGCCCCAUGGUCGGAUUGGCCUUCCGGGAAGAGAUGGUAGAGACGGCAGGAAAGGAGAGAAAGGUGAAAAGGGGGCUGCAGCUAGCAGGCAAUGGCUGGAUGGAGGAAUGCAUGAAUGGAUGGACAGACAGAUGGACAGGAGGGGAGAUGCACAGACUAACCAGAGGCAGAAAUUCAGGUCAAAAGCACAGAACGGCCUCUUCUCAGACCCAGGUUGGGCAGACAGCUUGUUCUCCGGAUUUCUCCUAUAUGUUGACACAGAUUAUCUGGAUUCCAUAUCAGAAGACGACGAACUGUGA